Messenger RNA from Gracilinanus agilis (Agile Gracile Mouse Opossum), 1383 nucleotides. RefSeq names its product autophagy related 101 (gene ATG101). Gene Ontology annotation, biological process: autophagosome assembly; autophagy. Gene Ontology annotation, cellular component: phagophore assembly site. NCBI's taxonomy places the organism in Eukaryota, Metazoa, Chordata, Mammalia, Didelphimorphia, Didelphidae. The record is from RefSeq and is a predicted model, not a curated record. The transcript has 3 exons. The coding region runs from base 310 to 966 and encodes 218 amino acids.
CCCAGGUCAGUGGAUGGUUUCGGCCGAAGCGGUGAGUGAAUUACUUCGGCCUAGACUCGCGGGGAUUCUGCGGCCCUUGUCCCCUAGCUCUGUGCGCCUGCGUCGCUCCCCAGGUGCCAGGGUCUCGCGCAGUGGGACCCCGGGAAGGACCGGGCCAGGCGGGACCCCGGGGGGUCUCGGGGCGGGCGAGGAUGCACCGACGGUAGCGGCGCUGAGGGGCCUCCCGCCGCCCUAACCGCUCCUGCCCCCGGCGUCCGCGAAAGAGCCAGCCAGCCCCCCGCCAGGUUGGGAGCAGCCAGAGGCCGGGGGAUGAACUGCCGGGCCGAGGUCCUGGAGGUGUCCGUGGAGGGGCGGCAGGUGGAAGAGGCCCUGUUGGCCGUGCUGCACACAGUGCUCCUGCACCGAAGCACUGGCAAGUUCCACUACAAGAAGGAGGGCACCUAUUCCAUUGGCACUGUGGGCACCCAGGACAUCGACUGUGACUUUAUUGACUUCACCUACGUGCGGGUCUCUUCAGAGGAGCUGGACCGGGCCCUGCGCAAGGUUGUUGGGGAGUUCAAGGAUGCCCUUCGAAACUCUGGAGGCGACGGCCUAGGGCAGAUGUCCUUGGAGUUCUACCAGAAGAAGAAGUCCCGGUGGCCCUUCUCUGACGAGUGCAUCCCGUGGGAGGUGUGGACGGUCAAGGUCCACGUGGUGGCCUUGGCCACGGAGCAGGAGCGGCAGAUCUGCCGAGAGAAGGUAGGGGAGAAGCUGUGCGAGAAGGUGAUCAACAUCGUGGAGGUGAUGAACCGGCACGAGUACCUGCCCAAGAUGCCCACGCAGUCAGAGGUGGACAACGUCUUUGACACGGGCCUUCGAGACGUGCAGCCCUACCUCUACAAGAUCUCCUUCCAGAUCACGGACGCCCUGGGCACCUCAGUCACCACCACCAUGCGGAGGCUCAUCAAGGACACGCUGGCCCUUUAGUGUCCAGGCGCCAGGCCCAGGGAGAUGGCCUUGGUGGGGGGCAGCUGGCUCCUUUCUCUCCUUGGGGACUUAGUGGGCAAGGUGCAUGUGGAGGGGGGGGCGCCUGCUCUAGGUUCCCAAGGGAGGGGGGUAUCUGGAGGGGCUGCGACACAAGCCAGGGGGCCAGGCUUCCUGGAAUAACCUGUUAUCCUCGGGCCCUUCUUCCUCCUUCAACGGAUCUCUUGAACUGAAUCUCCCCUUCCCUUCCCACCCCUCACCUUUUAUUUUGCUGACAACAAAGGCUCCCUCCCAAACUGCUGAAGAUGGGUUCCUCCUCAGGCCCUUUCUUAGGACACUGUUACUUUCCCUUCAGAGUUCCUUCCCCCUGCCUGAUCUGUACAGAAAACACUAAGUAGUGAAUAAAAGUUGGAAAUGCGA